GCCAAUUUUACGAGCGUUACCCUCCUCCUGACCUUCCCUGAGGCAGCCGAACCUCGUCUGGUGUGAAAGGUACUCCGAGGCUUUGAUCCUAGAGGACUGGGUUUGCGGGAUAUGGCCCAAUAGCAGCAGCACGUGAUGCCGGACCAUGACAGCGACUCCCUCCUGAACAGACAGACCAAACGAAGACGUGUGGACAUCGGUGUUAAGAGGACCGUGGGCAGCACAGCCUCCUCCACAGCAGCAGCCACAACAACAACAACCACUGAUAACAUUGCCCGCGCCAAAGCAGCCAUUUUCAGUGCCAUGAACUCUCUGAGCUCCCACUCUCACCACGGAUCAGACACCGACUCCAUGGAGUGCUCUGUAGUGCAGCCACAUGGUGGACCUGGCGUUGUGUCAGCCAGCGACAGUGAGUCCAAAUCCAAUGUACUCCGAAAGCUACUGAAGAGGGCCAACUCAUACGAGGACACCAUGAUGCCCUUCCCUGGCACCACCAUUAUCUCUCAGCUUCUCAAGAAUAACAUGGCUAAAAAUGGAGGACCCGAGAGGGGAGAAAGAGGGGACAGGGGUGAUAGAGGGGAUAGGGGAGAUAGAGGGGAUAGGGGUGAUAGAGGGGAUGUUGGCUUCCCCGGAUCAGGGCUCUCCAAUGCAAGUUCAGAUGCUCCCCAGGAGGAUGCCUGCAGUAACUCCUCCCAUGAUAGCACCCCUCAAGAGUGCUUGUCACCCUUUGGUCGUCCUCCUGGCCUUGCCACCUUUGACAUUGAACGUCUCAACGAUGAACACCUGCGUGCUAAGCGAGCCCGUGUAGAGAACAUUAUACGUGGUAUGAGCCACUCACCCAGUGUGGUGGUACCUGCUGCUUCCCGUCAUGAGCGUGAGCAUGAGAUGGAUCGAGACCGGGAGAUGGAUCUAGACUGCCCACCCCCUCAGUCUCAGCAGCAGGCCCCCAGCAGCCCACGGGGAGGCGAGGUGUGCAGCAGUAGCAGCAGAGAGAACAAGCGUAAGCAGCGUCUGCCUCAGCAGCAACAGCAGAGCUUCACCCAGCUGGUGUGCCAGAGGAAGGAGCAAAAGCAGGAGGAGCGACGGCAACUGAAGCUGCAGCUGGAGGACAUGCAGAAACAGCUACGCCAGCUGCAGGAGAAGUUCUUUCAGAUUUAUGACUCAACCGACGACUCAGAACACAAUGACCUCCACAAUGACCUCCACAAUGACAUAGGAAACAUGUCCGAGGACAGCCCAGCCAGGUCUGACACCGGCGGUGAUGACCGGGGUGGAGAUGACUUGCGCUCUGACAAUGAGAUGUCUGACCUGGACCCGGGCCAUUUCCUGGACAGGGCGCGGGCGUUGCUUCAGGAGCAGGCCAUGCUGGCAGCUAGAGAGAAGCCAAGAAGAGAGGGGCUCAGCAGGAGCAAAGGACAGGGAGGUCCAGGCUCCUCAAUGCAUGCUGAAGGUAAACAGCUGGCGGAGACACUGAAGCAGGAACUCAAUUCAGCCAUGACCCAGGUGGUGGACACAGUGGUGAAGGUGUUUGCCAAGCCUCCACGCCCUACACCCCAGCAGGCCUUCCCCUCACUUUCCAUACCUCCUGAAAGAUUUCCCACCACUGUCAAUGGAGACAACCCCAACUUCCACACCACCAACCAGAGGCUGCAGUGCUUUGGUGAUGUCAUCAUUCCUAAUCCACUUGACUCGUUCACCAGCAUGCCCGGGAUGCCAGGUCCCACCAAUGACCAAACAGAGGCGAUACCCUUAGUCGUGAGGAAGACACCCAGUGAGCACCACCACCACCACCACCACCAGUCCUCAGCUGUGGGUGCCCAUGGUGGGCACCACCACCCCGUCCUUCACCCCUCCUCACUCUCUGCCUCCAUGGGCUUCAGCCCCCCAUCCUUUAGACAUCCCUUUCCACUGCCUCUCAUGGGCUACCCGUUCCAGAGUCCCCUUGGCGGGCCCACAGGUGGCUACCCAGGCAAGGACCGUUCCUCUCCAGACUCCAUGGACCUGUCCCGGGAGACCACCAGCCUGAGGACCAAGAUGGCAUCAGGUCACCAUAUGGGGCACCACCAUCGCUCUUGUUCACCAGCGCACCCUGGCAGCACAGCCGAGGGACUCUCCCUGUCCCUCAUCAAGUCUGAGUGCAGUGACCUCCAGGACAUGUCUGACAUCUCACCCUACUCAGGCAGCAAUAUCCAAGAGGGUCUCUCUCCCAAUCAUCUGAAGAAGGCCAAGCUCAUGUUUUUCUACACCCGCUACCCAAGCUCUAAUAUGCUCAAGAUGUUCUUCUCUGAUGUCAAGUUUAAUCGCUGCAUCACCUCCCAGCUGAUUAAGUGGUUCAGCAACUUCAGGGAGUUCUACUACAUCCAGAUGGAGAAGUUUGCCCGCCAGGCCAUUAAUGAUGGAGUCACUGGAGUCGAGGAGUUGGGCGUCAGCCGCGACAGCGAGCUCUUCCGAGCCCUCAACAUGCACUACAACAAGGCCAAUGACUUUGAGGUCCCUGAACGCUUUCUGGAGGUGGCAGAGAUCACACUGAGGGAGUUCUUCAACGCCAUUGUGGCCGGCAAAGACGUGGACCCGUCCUGGAAGAAGGCGAUCUACAAGGUCAUCUGCAAACUGGACAGCGAAGUCCCAGAGAUUUUCAAGUCCCCCAACUGUCUCCAAGAGCUUCUACACGAGUAAAUUUCUCCUCCUCCUUUUCCUCCUCCUCCUCCUCGCUCCACGC
Perca flavescens (yellow perch) is the source of this 2719-nucleotide messenger RNA. RefSeq names its product prospero homeobox protein 1. The record is from RefSeq and is a predicted model, not a curated record. Gene Ontology annotation, cellular component: nucleus. Bases 136 to 2676 code for a protein of 846 amino acids. The transcript has 5 exons. Gene Ontology annotation, molecular function: RNA polymerase II cis-regulatory region sequence-specific DNA binding; DNA-binding transcription factor activity, RNA polymerase II-specific. Gene Ontology annotation, biological process: regulation of transcription by RNA polymerase II. Lineage: Eukaryota; Metazoa; Chordata; Actinopteri; Perciformes; Percidae.